GUACUGAAUAUGACGCUAACAUGCCGGUGUUGAAAUGAAGACGUUUAGUUUAUAAACUCGCGUUCUUUUAGAUUUUCUGCAACAUGACCGCCUAUGCCUUCCUGUCCAGACUGUCCCCUCUGCUCAGAGGCCGGUUCGGUUGUAAAGUUCGGGCGAUUUCAUGCACUGUCACCUGCUCCCAGCUCCACAAAGUGGAGGGACCCGGCGGUUUGACAGGCAAAGUGGAUCGGUUCGGUGGUGUGACAGUGAACCUGGCUGAGGUCGGACUCCCGGUGGACAUAAGCGAAGAUGCAUUCAGCAGAUUGCUGAAAGACUCUCUGGUCCAGUGGAAAGCUGAAGGGAAGAUGGCGGUGUGGCUACAAGUUCCCAUCUCACUGAGUCGAUGCGCCGCUGCAGCAGCGACUCACGGCUUCACUUUCCAUCACGCCAAAAGCGACCACACCAUGCUGGCUCUGUGGAUGGGAGAAGGAGAAAGCAGGCUGCCGGGGUUUGCUACUCAUCAGGUUGGAGUGGCAGGUGCGGUCCUUGAUGAGUCCACUGGAAAAGUUCUGGUUGUCCAAGACAAAAAUAAGACCAAGAACGCCUGGAAGUUUCCUGGCGGCUUAUCCGAUCCAGGAGAGAAUAUCGGUUCCACCGCUGUUCGUGAAGUGUUUGAAGAGACAGGGGUGCGCUCCAAGUUCAGGUCCCUGCUCAGCAUCCGGCAGCAGCACCAGCACCCGGGCGCCUUCGACAUGUCGGACAUGUACCUCAUCUGCCGGCUGAGCCCGCUCACCUACGACAUUAACUUCUGCCCUCACGAGUGUCUGCGCUGCGAGUGGCUGAGGGUGAGCGAGCUGGCCGAGACCAGCAGCACCACGCCCAUCACGGCCCGCGUCGCCCGGCUGCUGCUGCACGGCCUGGAGCACGGCUUCGACAAGAUCGACCUCAAAAUGGAAGAGCUGCCGGCCGUCUACUCUGGGAUGUUCUACCAGCUGUACCACAGACAGCUUCCUGCUAAAUCCUAGAGCUCAGCUGGUGUUUUAAUGCCCAGUGUUAACCGGGACUCUUUAGGUACUGCAGAUUCUGUAGUUUUCACUUACUCAGGAUUAGGACUGCAGCUAACGUUUAUUUUAGUAAUUGAUUAUUCUAUCAACUAAUUGAUCAUUUUUAUUUAUUUAUUUAACCAUUUAAGCCUUUUA
Xiphophorus maculatus (southern platyfish) is the source of this 1178-nucleotide messenger RNA. It is a transcript of the gene nudt6, whose product is annotated as nudix hydrolase 6. Lineage: Eukaryota; Metazoa; Chordata; Actinopteri; Cyprinodontiformes; Poeciliidae. Gene Ontology annotation, molecular function: NAD binding; NADH pyrophosphatase activity; ADP-ribose diphosphatase activity. The transcript has 5 exons. Bases 84 to 1004 code for a protein of 306 amino acids. The record is from RefSeq and is a predicted model, not a curated record.